Molecule: messenger RNA, 10820 nt
Organism: Sapajus apella (tufted capuchin)
Lineage: Eukaryota; Metazoa; Chordata; Mammalia; Primates; Cebidae
Gene: NEBL
Product: nebulette
Exons: 28
Coding region: 2149-5034 (961 amino acids)
Biological process (GO): cardiac muscle thin filament assembly
Cellular component (GO): focal adhesion; Z disc
Molecular function (GO): actin filament binding
Source: RefSeq, a predicted model, not a curated record
CAUUUAGAUUAAGCCUAUUAUUUAGACAACACGGAUUUUUAAAAGCAUGUAAUUUAGGCAACAUCUUCUUUUAAAAAAAACUUUUUGCAAUGUCUUGAUGUUAGCAGCCAUAGCAGUUUAUAAGUAGUUCUCUUAGAUGAUGCACAUUAAAUAUCUGAGUAGCAGUAAAAAAUACAGACUUCAUAAUAUUACUGUUAGGGAGCAACUCUUGAGGAAGGGAGGCUGUUAAGUGUUCUGAGGUCUGGUGAAUUUAUUACUCAUUUAUAAGACUGCAACUUCAUGAACUUUUUCCCUUACCUCACUAGGUUUUCCAUAUUACUCAAGGAUCUUUUUCUGUAAGAAACUUGGGUUGAUCCAAAAAGUAGUAUUUUGGCAGGUCCAGUUUUCCAUAUUACUUUAAUCUAAACCCACUGAACAAUAUUGGCUAAAAUCCAACAGAUACUUUUUGACAGUGGCUGGAUUGUUUCUGUUACGAGAGGAAACAGGUGAGAAAGUGUCUAGACUAGAAAGACCCCAGAAUCUUCCGGCUAGAGAUGCAGGGAAAUUAUAAUCCUGAAAAUUGUUAGGGGUAUGAAAUUUAUGAGUCUUGCAUUUGAGCACCAAGUUUAAUGUAGGUUAAUGUAGGUAGGUUAACUAACACUGGCAGUCUUUCCUAUCUUUAUGUUUCCCUGUGUUUAAUUUUCUUUGUUUCUAGUUUACUGUGUCUCUAAAUAUUGUGUGGCUCUUUCUUAGCUGCCUUUAAUCUCUCUUGGACUAAAGAGAGUAUAAAGACAUAAAGCAGUGAAUUUAACGACAACUCUUAGGUGUUUUGGGUAAUAUGUUACGGAUGAAUGGGCAUUUUUGAUUGCUUAUGUCUGUGUCAAUGUUUUGAUAUUUUUUCAGCUACUCUCAUGUUCAUUUGUCAAGGAUUUGAAAUCAUUUGGAAAUGACCACUCAGUCUGCAUAUGUUACUAAGGUGUGGGAUAAAAUACAACCAUAAAUUUCAAAUUGUGUGUGAUGAAAGAGGUGAGAGUGGGUGAGCUUGCCUCCUUUCUUUGGGUAGCUAUAAAUGACAACAUAUUGAACAUGGGAGAUUUAUUAAAUACUGCAAUUUAAAAUUCUUCUGCUGUAUUACCCACUUAGUAUCGCUACAGAACAAAACAGGAAAAGAGGCAGGAUUUCAGAAAUGACUAAAUGACUAGGAAGAAAAAGGACUUGGCUUCUAAAAUAAAGGAAAGUCAUAUUUUUCCCCUGUGAAAUUUCAGAAGAUGUCUUCAUCUCAUUGAAUGUAUUAAUAUUCAGAUGGAGUUUGGUUGCUUAUGAAAUUGAAUGUUAGGCUUGGGAACAAUUUUUAUGGGAAGUCAGGAAAUCCAGCCAAAUCAUUUAAUUGAAGAUAAUGUUUAGAAGUCCAGGUUUUGCUUAAAGUGUAUCCCUGAAAGCCAAUGUGUUCUGCACUGACUUAGGAACUCAGUGCCAGAAAGCCCUGCCCCACAGAUUUUCAUAACUGUGUCACUUAAUUGCCAUCCACCCUCUCCUUGCCCCAAACUCUUGGGUAUAAUUUGAGAAAUGGCAGAAAUAGCUGUGUAUAUCACAUUUUCUUUAUUUACCAAUAUUUUAGGAAAAUGUUCUUAGGGGACAGUGUCCAAGUAGGAAUUGUGGAAUACUGUGCUCAUGGCAUUAAAAAAAAACCAAAAAACCCAUUUAUAGGGCUGUUACAGGGCUAGCUCAUGUGAGUAACUGUAAAGGCUCUUUCUAAUUUCAGGUGGUUCCCACCUUCAAGUUUACAAGUUAUGCAUUCAGGGGACCUGCAGCAGGACCUCAAAGCAGAACCAUCACAGGACAUUCAAGGGACUCGGGCUAGCCUUGAGAAAAUUUCAUUCUGCCUGUUUACCCACUAAUAUCAGCUGCGCUUUCAAAUAGCUGAGACUAUCUGGGGAUAAAUUAUGAAAUAAAAUGGUAAAGUCAAACCCCAAGAGACUUUUACAGACUUUGUGCCAUAGAUAAAACGUAGGUGUUUAUUUUCUAAUUUAUUUCAGAGAGAAGAGAAAUAUCAAAUGAAGGGGAAAGAAAAAAAACCAAAACAAAACACCAGAAGACAAAAUCUUGCGUUUUACAAACUGACUGAAAUACACAGUGAAGAGUCCAUGAGAACGUUUUACAUGAUGGGAAAUGAGAACUAACUGCAGUGCAAGCCUCAUGAAGGUCUUCUAUAAGCCUGUUAUUGAAGACCUAAGCAUGGAAUUGGCCAGAAAAUGCACGGAACUCAUUAGUGAUAUCCAUUAUAAAGAAGAAUUUAAAAAGUCCAAGGACAAGUGUACAUUUGUGACUGACACUCCUAUGCUAAACCAUGUAAAAAAUAUUGGUGCUUUUAUUUCUGAGGCAAAAUACAAAGGCACCAUUAAAGCGGACCUGUCUAAUUCUCUUUAUAAGCGGAUGCCAGCCACAAUUGACAGUGUUUUUGCGAGAGAAGUUACACAGCUCCAGAGUGAGGUGGCCUAUAAGCAGAAACAUGAUGCCGCUAAAGGAUUAUCGGAUUAUGCCCACAUGAAGGAGCCCCCUGAGGUUAAACACGCCGUGGAGGUCAAUAAACACCAGAGUAAUAUUUCUUACAGGAAAGACGUGCAAGACACCCACAUGUACAAUGCAGAGCUCGACCGACCAGACAUCAAGAUGGCAACCCAGAUCUCUAAGAUAAUAAGCAAUGCAGAAUACAAGAAAGGACAAGGAAUGAUGAAUAAAGAGCCUGCUGUAAUUGGAAGACCAGAUUUUGAACAUGCCGUAGAAGCUUCUAAACUUUCUAGUCAAAUUAAAUACAAAGAAAAAUUUGAAAAUGAAAUGAAGGAUAAGAAACAUCAUUACAAUCCUCUUGAAAGUGCUUCUUUUAGGCAGAAUCAGCUUGCUGCUACAUUGGCAAGCAAUGUGAAAUAUAAGAAAGACAUUCAAAAUAUGCAUGAUCCAGUUUCAGAUCUCCCAAAUUUGUUGUUUUUGGACCAUGUUUUGAAAGCCAGCAAAAUGCUCAGUGGUCGAGAAUAUAAAAAACUCUUUGAGGAAAACAAAGGAAUGUAUCAUUUUGAUGCCGAUGCUGUGGAUCACCUGCACCAUAAAUGCAAUGCCAUCCUCCAAAGUCAGGUUAAAUACAAAGAAGAAUAUGAGAAAAAUAAGGGAAAGCCAAUGCUUGAAUUUGUUGAGACACCAUCCUAUCAAGCUUCAAAGGAAGCUCAAAAGAUGCAAAGUGAAAAAGUUUAUAAAGAGGAUUUUGAGAAGGAGAUUAAAGGAAGAUCCUCACUGGAUUUAGACAAGACUCCAGAAUUUUUACAUGUAAAGUACAUCACCAGCCUUCUGAGGGAGAAAGAAUAUAAAAAAGAUUUGGAAAAUGAAAUAAAAGGGAAAGGAAUGGAACUUAAUUCAGAAGUUCUUGACAUCCAAAGAGCAAAGCGAGCCUCUGAAAUGGUGAGUGAGAAAGACUAUAAAAGAGAUCUGGAGACUCAAAUUAAAGGCAAAGGGAUGCAGGUGAGCACAGACACUCUUGAUGUCCAGAGAGCUAAGAAAGCAUCCGAGAUGGCCAGCCAGAAACAAUACAAAAAGGACUUAGAAAAUGAAAUUAAAGGGAAAGGAAUGCAAGUGAGCAUGGAUAUCCCAGAUAUCCUUCGAGCCAAGAGGACAUCUGAAAUCUAUAGCCAGAGAAAGUAUAAAGAUGAAGCAGAGAAGAUGCUUUCUCACUAUUCUACAGUAGCAGAUACUCCUGAAAUUCAGAGAAUUAAGACAACUCAACAGAACAUUAGUGCAGUAUUUUAUAAGAAAGAAGUAGGAGCUGGCACUGCAGUAAAAGAUACCCCAGAGAUUGAACGAGUGAAGAAAAAUCAGCAGAAUAUUAGUUCAGUGAAAUACAAAGAAGAGAUUAAACAUGCAACAGCCAUUUCUGAUCCUCCAGAACUAAAGAGAGUCAAAGAAAACCAGAAGAACAUCAGCAAUCUCCAGUAUAAAGAGCAAAACUACAAGGCCACUCCAGUAAGCAUGACCCCAGAGAUAGGGAGAGUGCGGCGGAACCAGGAGCAGCUGAGUGCGGUAAAGUACAAGGGAGAACUUCAACGGGGAACUGCAAUUUCUGAUCCACCAGAGCUGAAGAGGGCGAAAGAAAACCAGAAAAACAUCAGCAAUGUUUAUUACAAAGGUCAGCUGGGAAGAGCUACUGCUUUAAGUGUAACCCCUGAAAUGGAAAGAGUGAAGAAGAAUCAAGAAAAUAUUAGCUCGGUAAAAUAUACCCAGGACCAUAAACAGAUGAAAGGUAGACCAAGUCAGAUUUUAGAUACACCUGCCAUGAGACAUGUUAAGGAAGCACAAAAUCGUAUUUCAAUGGUAAAAUACCAUGAAGAUUUUGAAAAGACAAAGGGAAGAGGCUUUACUCCUGUUGUGGACGAUCCUGUGACGGAGAGAGUGAGGAAGAACACGCAGGUGGUCAGUGAUGCUGCCUAUAAGGGGGUCCACCCUCACAUCGUGGAGAUGGACAGGAGACCUGGAAUCAUUGUUGACCUCAAAGUUUGGCGCACAGACCCUGGCUCCAUCUUCGACCUUGAUCCCCUGGAAGACAAUAUUCAGUCUAGAAGUCUACAUAUGCUCUCUGAAAAGGCAAGUCACUGUAGGCGACAUUGGUCUCGAUCUCAUUCCAGCAGUACUUUUGGUACAGGUCUGGGAGACGACAGGUCAGAAGUCUCCGAGAUUUACCCUAGCUUUUCAUGCUGCAGUGAAAUAACACGACCGUCUGAUGAAGGAGCGCCUGUUCUUCCUGGAGCCUAUCAGCAAAGCCAUUCCCAAGGCUAUGGCUACAUGCACCAGACCAGUGUGUCAUCCAUGAGAUCAAUGCAGCAUUCACCAAAUCUAAGGACCUACCGAGCCAUGUACGAUUACAGUGCCCAGGAUGAAGAUGAGGUCUCCUUCAGAGACGGCGACUACAUUGUUAAUGUGCAGCCCAUUGAUGAUGGCUGGAUGUAUGGCACAGUGCAGAGAACAGGGAGAACAGGAAUGCUCCCAGCGAAUUACAUUGAGUUUGUUAAUUAAUUAUUUUUCCUUGCCCUUUGAGCUUUAUUCUAAUGUAUUCUAAACCUAACCUUUUUAAAAGAUAGAAGAUACUUUUAAGACAACUUGGCCAUUAUUUUACAAUGAUGUAUCCUUCCUUUGACAAUUAGACACACAGGUACCAGGAAGAAGGAAUGACCUCUGGGCUGAAAACAGCAGCAUUUUCAGUAAUUGCUACAAACAAAAAUCAUUGUAUCUGGAGACCUGGUGCUGCUAAUUGUGUUAGUGGUUUCCUUUGAUUGGCUAUUGAACCCUUCUGGGAAAUGUAUUUUUGUAGACUUUAAUAGAGAUGUUGAUUGUCCCUUAAAUGUAGCGUGUAUAUGAAACUUCUUAGCUGUCACUUUGGAAUCACCAGAAGCCAAUUCUCUUAACUCAGUAAUGCAGCCAAUAAUGUAAAACCCGUUUUGCUUUUGAGUCAUGAGGCAAUUUCCAAUAUUAGUGAAAAUUGCCCAAUAUAACAAAUGUAAACAGUGGCAGAAGGACAGUCUGGUUAAAAUUAUGUUGACUGGUUAUCUUAGGGAUCUAGAAACUUCUACUAAACAGAAAUUUUCUCAUUCCCUAGGCUGACUGGGGUCUAUUUAUUUCUCAUUUGUACCAAGGUAUCUCCUACUUUCCAUGUAUAUUCUAUGGACUCAAGUCUAUGCUCAGUUCCACAGAAUGUCAGGACCAAAUAACUUCACAGCUACUCUGCAAAGGGCAAAUUAUAAUGUCAUUGAUAUAAUUUCCCUAGUAGCGUUUACCCUGUUGCAUGUCAUGUAGAUUCAAGCUUCUGUAACAUAGGCAGCUGCACUGCCCGUUCCUAUUAUUGAAGCAAAAAGGGUGACUGAUAAAAGCCCUUUCUUCCUCUAGUUACCAGCUCAAGAGAAAAACAUACUUGGAAAAGUUGCUUGAGAUUUCCCUGCUGCAUUGCACUCUAGUUAUGAAGGAUUUACACCUUAGGAAAUAUCAUGUAUACUCUAGUAAAUAAGCGAUUUAGGUGUUCCAUUGAACAGCUUUCAUUAACUUAAUGCCACCACUGAUUUCAAACUGAAGAAAAUGUAACAGGAGCCAAUGAAGCAAUGGAAGCUGGAGUGUGACUGGAAAAAUACCCAGCAGACAGUUGCCAGUUCCAAACAGAGAAGAUCUGGUGUCUUCUUUUGGAAAAUGGUAUUCAAAUUCUGGAAUGGAAAUCUAGCCACUGAAAGUGGUUAAUCAAAAGAUGUCCUUUCCCGUUUUCUGGCUUUUAUUUUCUAAAUCACCUUCAAGGGAAUGAAACAAGAAUGUCAUCAGAGAUUUUUCAGUACCAGCCCAAGAGGCUGUUUUCUAAGAAAGAAAUUGUUGUCGUGUUUUGAUUUUCGAAUAAGUGACUUUGCAGGCUUUUGCUGGAUUCACAGCCACCAGUGCAGCCCUUGCUGAUGGGUCUUGAAAUUUCCUCCAGAGCCUGCAGUCAAGGCCAUUGAGCUACUGGUGCCCAUCAGCCAUCCAGUGUUUUUCUGAUUAUACCCUUUAUUGUGACCUGCAACAGGGUAGCAUUCAUUUAGGGUCUGACUUCACAGUUAAGAUAAAACUGAAAAAGAAAAAUUGCAAAAAUGUACUAACAUAUAUGGGUCUUGGGGAUAUCUGCCUUAUAUGUUACGUUUAAGGAAAUUAACAAAACGUCCUGCAAACAUCUUUUAAGGAAAUGUUUACUAGUCCAAAGGCCACAGCUAAUUUAUUUACACUUUAGGAAAGUUAGCACAUGCUUUUGAAAAUCUGUGAUUUCAUUUUGUGAGGCUAAAAGAGCAAAUAAGCUUUAUUACACUGAAGCUGCUUCUAUAUGCCACUGACAUAAAGUUUAAAAAAUAAAUUCAGGCAAAUAACUACAGACUUCUUUUAAGGGGGUUUUGCAGGUUACCAGAUAACCAGCUUGACUGAUUUCCCCUCAUUGAAAUGGCCAGUCGCAAUUAAAGUGAUAAAACCCCAUAUCUGUUUUCGUAUAUUAUACACAAACCUACAAAGAUAAGCUGAACUUGCAAUAUUUUUUGCAAAAAAGCUGUCAUUAAAGCUGAGGAUAAAACAUCUGCUCAAUUUUAUUUUACUAAGUUUAUAUUUACAUUUCACCCAGGCAGGCCAUCUUUUUGUGAUUAUAAAAAAAGAACAGUUGAUUAAAUUUUUAGACUAAAUGUAGGACAGGUACAAUUUUAGAUAAAUAGCACAUCUAUAGGAAGCACAAUGAAAACUGACUUGAAAUAAUGCUUGUAAUCAAGAAAGUAGUUUCAUCCACUGGCUUCAAAACCAGAUUCACUGAAUAUAAAAGUAAAUACUUAUCUGAGGAAUAAGUCUCUUAAAAUUUUAAGCUUCACGUAAUAAUGUUUGCAUAGCAAGAUAUUUCUGCUUCAAGCCUUUAGGAAUUAAGAUCUGAUCAGAAUUUAACUAGAGGGUAGUUAUUUUACAAUGAAGACUAAAGCUGAACAAGACGUUGCAUGCUCAUGAGGCCAUAAUUUGGUAGUGUUGGCAAUUGUUAAUAAAGUGUGUCAGGAUAUUAAGCAUCUCAGGAGAAAUAUUGGAAAAAUGUAUGUAUAAAACCAAAGUGCUAUUUUUAAAAGCAUCAUUUAAAAAAAUUACAUGCUUGAGCAACUUUUCCACUUUUCAUGUGCUUCCCUCCCACCUUCAAUUUGGCAACAGGUAUCUCGUGCAUAAAGCUGACAGCUAAAGAAGAUUUUUAAAUAUUGAGUUAAAGAUGACUGUGUAAACACCCAAGCACAGAGAGCAUGCACCUGCCUUUCUAAGUUCGAUGUGUUCUCAAGCCUGACAGAAGCACAAGGAACAGUUUGAUACACUUUUAAAAGGUUCUGAAAACAAAAUUAUAUUCUCUCUUGUGCAAAGUAUAGCAACAGAAUAUAUUGCUUUUGUGUAAGCUUUUGUAGUAUACAUUUUUACUAAUAAUUCUUGUUCUCUAGAAAGCUUUCUAUUUCUAACCUAUGGCAAAAUGAAUCCUUCAUGUCUUCUUGUUAUUGUUUACACACUUGCAGUGUAGUUCAGUGUGAAAUAUUUAUAUGCUUGUCAGAUAUCCAUGAAGGAGGCUGUUGAUAAUCCCAGGUCUCCCCGACAUCCACAGACCACACAGGCAUUUGUAAGCACAGUUUCCACAAGCACCUUGUAGGAAUAUGGAUGAGAUUAGAAGAUGAUUAGACCAGCCCUUCUCUGGCCACUGGGCUCAUUUCUUGAAGAAGAUGCAGAUCUGGUUUUUCCAGUGUGCCACAGUCUUUCCUUAUCUCUGUGCUGAGCUUGACAACAUUCUGGGAAUGAGGAACAAGACUUCUAAAAGGAUAGUGGAAGUUCAAAGGGUGUACCUCCUUUUCAGGUUCAUCGAUCUCCAGUGGAAUGUUUUCAAUGAAAAGAUGAAGAAAACGUGUGUAAUCUUUAAUAACACAUCCCUAUAGAAAGUGGAUAAAAUGUAUACCAAAAUUAUAAUACAGAUAUAUACAAAUAUAGGUGCCUUUUUGAUUACUCUUCUUUAUCUAGUAUGGUCUUGGAAAGAAAACCAAGCAAGCAAGUUGCUGCCUAUUCUAUAGUAAUAUUUUAUUACACAUGAUUGAUAUUUUUGUGGUAGGGAAGUGGGAUGCUCCUGACAUAUUUAAGGUGUUAGCUGAUUGUAUUUUAUCUCUAAAGGUUUAGGACUUUAGAAAAUGCUAACUUCUUCCAUCUAUUUCUGAAAGGUUCUUUGUGGAUUUAUAGAGUUGAGCUAUAUAAACAUUAACUUUAGAUUUGGGAUUUAAAAUACCUAUUGUAAAAUAGAAUAAUUAUGAGGCUGGAUUCACUACAUAAGAUGAACUUCACUUCAUAAAUUAAUUAUACCUUUGUGAUUUGCUUCUGAUAAUCUGAAAGUGGCUAGAUUGUGGUUGUUUUGAGUGAUGUGAUAUGGAGGUGGGAGAGCUUUUAGUUAAGUAAGAAGCUAUGUAAACUAAAAAGGAAGUUAAAAUAAAAGUCUCUUUCUGAAGUAUUCCAUGCCUUUUGGACCUUUUCAGGCAACUAACUGUCAACUAUUGAUCAAAAAAGUCAAGGCAUUGUAUGUUGCUUCUGUGGUCAUUAUUCCAUGAUGCUUAGACUACUUGAAUCCAUAAACUUGGAAGAAUCUUGGAGCAAAUUUUCUCAAUUGUCUGUAUUACUUCAUUAUAUUCAUGGGAAUUCCAUAGGAUUUUUGUGUUUGAUAUAUGGUAUCCAGUUUGCAUAGUAUCUACUUCUUUGUAAUCCGUUUGCUGUUAAGAAUGAUGUACUUUAAAGAAAAAGAGAAAACUGCAUCACAGUCCCAUUCUCCAGUGUCCAUGCAGUGAAUUGCUGAGCAUUUGGGAAGCAGCACCAAAUGUAUUACAGACGUGAUGUGAAACUCUUGAUCUUUGUUCUGUGAUCGAAACUGAACCAUUGUGGAGUUUGGCUUCUAUUUGCUUCAAAAUAAGUAGAAUUUUGUUUGACGAUUAAUUUGCAAGACUAGCUUUGAGAGUGUAACAGUUUUGAAGAAAACAUGGAGUGUUUUUCAAAUGAAGGGGCUUACGGAAUGUGACAAUGUUAUUAAUUCGGCUUCUGUUAUGCAAAUUGUUAACACCAGCUAUUAAACUAUAUUUUAGUAGAAAUGCUUUAAUUCAUAUUUUUUUCCUCUACACUGUGAAUCUUUAAGCCUUGGUGGACUAGAGCAACAUCGUGCUGCCCAAAGGACUAACCUAUGCAACCUAGUUCACAUUUUAGUGGAUGUCGCAGUUAAUAUGUAAUGAUUUCCCCUGCUUAAUGUACAGCAGCAUUGAAAUGACACAUUAAGCCUAGCAUCACAUUGUAUAGUAUAGUCACUCACAAACCCUUCAAGGCUACACUAAUCAUUAAAGUAAUAUUUGUUUGAAAGCAAAUCACUGAUUUAUCUAUUGCAUCUUGAAUGAUGGCAAACCAGGAACAAUAGAUGGGUGUGUCAGCCGUGGCUCUCAUGUGUUCCCUGCAAGUGGUCUCCUAUGAUAGAACUGCGUCCUCAAAUGCACUCUCUUCAGGGUCUUGAUAUUCUGUGUCUUCUCUCUGUGUUUGUAAAACAUUAUAACACAUUAAUUUCCUAUCUCUACACAUUUGGUUUGCUUAAAUAAAUGCGGGAUAUAAAAAAUGGUUCUACUUCUUGGCUCUCACCGUGGUUUCUUGGAGCAUGGGUUGUUAGAUGCAACGAAUGUACCCUAAUAAUACCCCAGGUCUGAGGUUUAACAUGACAACUCACAUCGAAUCACAUCAGAGGUGUGUGCUGGCUUCAGUGCAUUUAUAUUGGUGAAUCAUUCAAGAUAUUUUCUCCCCCAAAUAAAUGUAGUUGUAAGUGAUAACAGUAUUAUGCUUUUCCAAGCUCAGUAUCUUUCUGAUUUUAUAUCAAAGUACUGUAAUAAGGCAUCAUUAUAGUUAACUUCUUUCAAGAACAAAUUCCUCUUAUAUCCUCAAUAGUACAAUUCUAAUUUUCUUAUAUUCGUAAGAUGAAAGAAAUGGCUUGGAGCAUAGAAUUGAAAGUGCACAAAUUAAGUACAUAAAAUGGGAAGGAACUCUGAUUUCUCAGCUAAGAAAGGCUCAUUUAUCAUAGAACACAAUUACUUUUUCUCCCCCUACGCUUCCCAUAAUCGAAAAAGUGAGUCCCUAUUUUUCACUUUCAUGUAAAUCUGUGUGAUUUGGAUGCUAGUCUUAUUGUAUUAUUUUGUGAAAGUUUCUCUUUGGCUCAUAAUCCUUCCUAAUUGUAAACUGAUAAACUUUGCAGAUGACAUCUGCUCAUAGAAUAAACUCUUCUUCCAAAUCUUGAA